AUUAGUUCCGCUUCCGCUUAGUCGCUUCAGCUGUUUCCGCUUUAACAUGGAAACUGUGAGCGGUGUGUCUGGUACGUGGCAAAAUUCAUCACCAAAUAUCAGCAUUUAACAUUUGGUCUCAUCUGGACUGGGAAUAUUUAAAGACACAAUCCUGCUCGACAAGAAACUUUUGUCAUGUCUGUUGUAGUAAUAAAAAAUUUAGCCGGCGUGGCAGUCCGCGGGCCCGGCGAUGGCAUGGAGACUGACAAGCCGGUGGUGGCCCAUGAGAAUUCUGUGGACUCCCCGCUCUUAAAGAUCGCCACACCGAAGCACAGUCCACGGGUUUCUGCAGCGUCACCUCAGUCUCCAGGAGUCCUACACCUUGGAAAGGUUACCAGAGAGGCGUGCACAGAGGUGGAGGUCGUGCGGAUUGUGGUUCCCAGGGCCGCUAUCAGCCGGAGCAGUCGUGCGGGGCUAAGCGCUGAGGCUAAGGGGGAAGAUAAAGGAUCACCACAGCAUGCAGAUGAGCGCCCACCCUCUCCAGAGCCCCUGGAUUACAGGAGCGCCCUGGAGAAACUCCAGAACUCAGAGCGUCGUCUCUUACAGGACAAAGAAGGUCUAUCCAAUCAGCUGCGAGUCCAGACGGAGGUGAACCGCGAGCUGAAGAAGCUGCUGGUGGCGUCUGUGGGCGAUGAUCUGCAGUAUCACUUUGAGCGUUUGGCACGAGAGAAGAACCAGCUGAUCCUGGAGAACGAGGUUCUUGGACGGAACCUGGCACAAACGGCCGAGCAGCUGGAGCGCAUGAGCAUUCAGUGCGAUGUCUGGAGGAGCAAGUUCCUCGCCAGCCGCGUGAUGGCAGAAGAACUGACCAACGCCAGAUCAGCUCUACACCGUCAGACCAGAGAUGCUCAAUGUGCCAUUCAGGAUCUACUAAGAGAAAGAGAGGAGUUCUCCAGAGAUAUGAUGCAAACACACAGAUCACUGGAGCAGCUGAUGGUGUCGCUGCAGUGGGGUCGACAGCAGACUUACUAUCCCAGCGCGCAGCCCCUCAGCACCGGCGAGCUGACCGCCGCCAACCGCAAGCUCGCACAUGCCAUCAACGCACAUCUGCUGGGUAACGUAAACGACAACAGAGUAAAGAAGAGCCAGAGCCCGGAGAUCUGCACCACACCGGCCGAGAAGAUGGCCGAGAAGGUUCUCCGCAGCCUGGAUCCAACAACCUGCACAGAAAAGGAUGCCGACACAUCCACAUCUGAUCCUGUGCAUUCUCCUUUCCUGCCCAGUAAGAAAAGCAUCGGACGCUUCCACCCGUACACCCGCUACGAGAACAUCACAUUCAACUGCUGCGAACGAUGUAACGGAGAACUCGUCGUGCUCUAGACGUCUCGUUCUGUGCUCGGGAUAACACGUCUCGUGUACAAUCUAGUUUUACAAAUAAGCAGAAAAAUCUCAGAUCAACUGUGAUUGACAUGGUGUCAAAGGUUUUCUUCUGACUUUGGUUUCCUGUUGUUUUUACCAAUACUGACCAUAGAUAUGGUGAGUAAGGUCAUUCAGAGUGUUUUUUGUUUUUAUUCAUUCUGAGCUCCGAAUCUCCACCGUGCAUCACACAGCGAGAACCGCACGCUGACUUUCUCCACAGAGAUACCAAAGAAAAUCUCACAGGAAACUUCUCAACAGAUUUAUCUGUGAGGCUUUGAUUUGCAGAGACCUGAGCGUCUGUCCGUGAUCGUGGUUUCAUAUCAUUUCCUUCCUUUAAAUGUCAAGGAUUAAUGAUGACACUGAGGAAACUUCAGACGAGCUGGAGAGAUUUAUCUAAUGCAAUCAUUCUGCAAACACACAUGACACUUUUUCUAACGGAACGCAAGCAGAACAUCAGAUUGUUGUGCAAAUCUCAUUAUAUAAAUAUAAAAAUGGUCCAUAUGACUCGUACAGUGUAAUUUAAUCGCAAAUGUACCUGCGUGUUUCAUAAUUGAGUUAAAAGAUGAGAUUUAAAGGGAUAGUUCACCCAAAAAAUAAAGACUCUUUCAUCGUUUACUCACUUAUUCUGCAAAAGAAGCCAAAACCACAUUUGUGAAAUGAUCUUCUCUUGUUUUUUUCACAGAAGAAUCAUAUGCAGGUUUUGAACAACAUGAGGGUGAAUAAAGAAUGACAGAAUGUUUAUUUUUUGGUGUGAACUAUCUCAAGUUACUGAUAAGGUUAAUAAGGACUUCUGUUCCUCACAGAGCUGUCAUACGACUACAGAAGACUAAAUGACCUGUUGAUGGUGCUGCUGAUGGUAGUUUUGUAGUUUAAAAUGCAUGUUGAGAUUCAGAUGAUGUGUUGUCAUUAGCAACAAUGUGACUGUUUAUAGGUUUGUUUUGUAUUUGAACACGACCGGAUGUAUUUAUAAUGCAGUGUUUGUAAAAUAUAAUAUCAGGUAAUGAUUCACAUGGGGUGGAUGCAGUGAAUUCAGUCUGAACUGGAGUUACGGUUUAUUUGGAGUAUUAGUGGCUUUUAAACAUUUCAGUAAUGUUUGCUCUGUAAAAUAUUUUUAAUAUUUUCUCUCCCUUGUAAAAUGAACAAAAUAAAUAUU
Molecule: messenger RNA, 2551 nt
Organism: Triplophysa rosa
Lineage: Eukaryota; Metazoa; Chordata; Actinopteri; Cypriniformes; Nemacheilidae
Gene: blzf1
Product: basic leucine zipper nuclear factor 1
Exons: 7
Coding region: 175-1359 (394 amino acids)
Biological process (GO): Golgi to plasma membrane protein transport; Golgi organization
Cellular component (GO): Golgi membrane
Source: RefSeq, a predicted model, not a curated record